AUGACAACCAGAGGUAGUCCGGAGAAAGAAGAAUCCUGCACCAGGUUUUGUCAGUACAUCGAGGACAACAGCCUUCGCACAUACGAUGGCCUGGUGAUCCAGAACGCCUCGGACAUCGCCCGGGAACAUGACCGUGUACGGAAUGAAACCAACUGGGCCUAUCUGCAGGAAAAACACCAGAAGAAGAGAUGGCAGGAUGAAGCUGUUAGGAGGAUUGGCGAUGAUGUUACCAUGGCGACGGAGUCGUCCUACUCGGGGAAGCACUUUCGGAUGGGGUUCAUGACCAUGCCGGCUUCCCAGGAGAGGCUUCCCGCCCCCUGCAGUCAGGGCUUCACCGUGCGCUCCCAGUCCCUCCACUCGGUGGGCGGAGGAGACGAUGACCCCAACGCCCGCAAGCACCCGCCCCCUAAACCCAAGAGAGACCCAAACACCAGGCUCAGCACGAGCUCUGAGGCCGUUAACGGGGGACCGGGAACCUCGGACGACUCCCUAGAGAUCCUGGAAGCCAGGGGUAAGUUCCAGCCUUACAAUGACGAGAGCAAGAAGAUGCCACCUCCCAAACCAAAACGAGACCCCAACACUCAGCUUAGUACAUCCUUUGACGAGUCUUACAUCGUUUACAACCAUGGCAACAAAAAGUCUUCUUUGCCAAGGGACAAAGGUUCUACUCGAAGCCAGAGUCCACUAUCCAGAGACACUGAUGGGGAGGAGCCUGUUUACAUUGAGAUGGUGGGGAACAUCCACAGAGACCUCAGGGGCCAAGAGGCCCCGGAAGAUGACCAGAGUGAGGGUGUUUAUGAGGAGAUGAAGUACACCAUGUUGGAUGAACUCAUGCAGGACUCCAAAUGGGACAACAGUUGCCAGACGGUCGUACUGGAGCCAGACUUUUUGUUCCCUCCCCAGGGAUCUCUCUCUGAUAUCCCCGCACCUUUCCCCAAUCUCCUAACCCACCGCCCCCCUCUCCUUGUCUUCCCCCCGGCUCCUGCACAGUGCUCACCAAACUCUGACGAGUCUCCGCUCACUCCCUUAGAAGUCACCAGACUGCCCAUGUUGGAACAUGUGGGUGUCGCCCCUGAGACACCGAAGAAGUCGUCCCACCGCCGUAAAAGCAAAGACAGGGAGAGAGACACCAUCACCCCGUCUGGCCGUUCAUCUGCUCCACCACUUGCCUCCAACCUCUAUAAUUCAUCUGGCCCCUCCCACAGUGGUCAGGGUUACCCCCGCAGCCAUUCGGCAUGUCCCUCCCCUGUCAGCAUGGGACGCUGCCUCACCCCUCUCACUUUAAAGCGCCCUCCCCCUUAUGAUAGUUUGAUGGCAGGAGGAAGCAUGCCACGCUCGCAUAAGUCCCAAGAUGGAGCUAAUAAACUCCAUAACUCCAACUCUGCCAACGGCUCGCUGCAAAAUGUUUCUGCAAGGUCGCGAACCCCAACAAGCCCCUUGGAGGAAGAGAAGGUGGGGGGAGCCAUGAGACGUAUUUCUGAUGGACACCAAUGCAGCAUUCGUGUAACUUUAACUCUAUUCUCUGCAGCAGAGUCCAGGACUGGGUGCAGACUGGGACGCUCAGCAUCCACAUCGGGAGUGCCCACCCCAGGUGGGACGCCUCAACGCUCCACCCCACAUCCGGCCCUCAGCCAGAUGCCGUGGAUUUGUGGCGAUGCUACUAUGAUGCAGAUGAUCGAGAAGAAGAGAGUUCUGUGUGGAGAAAUCAAGUGUCGUCAGGGAACAGAGAAGAGCCUGUAUAAGCAGGACAGCAUGCCCAUCUUGCCCAGUUGGAAGAGAAGGCAGCCUCCACCCUACCCUUCUACCAAAACUGCUGUCAUCUGGGAUACUGCUAUAUGA
Messenger RNA from Gadus chalcogrammus (walleye pollock), 1839 nucleotides. RefSeq names its product neuronal tyrosine-phosphorylated phosphoinositide-3-kinase adaptor 2a (gene nyap2a). Lineage: Eukaryota; Metazoa; Chordata; Actinopteri; Gadiformes; Gadidae. Gene Ontology annotation, biological process: phosphatidylinositol 3-kinase/protein kinase B signal transduction; neuron projection morphogenesis. The coding region runs from base 1 to 1839 and encodes 612 amino acids. The record is from RefSeq and is a predicted model, not a curated record. The transcript is spliced from 5 exons.